AAGUUUUCAGUUUUUAAAGUUUGUUGGGCGGUGCCCUCUGGAGUUAACUGGGCUUUUGUGUUGGGCCUCUGUGUGCUGGGUGUAUCCUCUUUUGAAUGAGAGCACCCCCUGAACUCUUGUUUCAACGUGCCUUCUUAUGCAAAGGAGUUAUUAAAAACUCCAGUAACGUUAGCUGUCCUGAAUGUUGUUGUUUUUUUAACGUUAUCUGUGACUCUCCCGUUAACCUGUGCGGAUCACGUUUCCUGUGCUAAAAUACGACCUCCUCAAAACAAAGCAGGACUGUAUGACUUGACCAUUGUAUGUAAAAUCCCGAAUAACGUUAACGAUCCCAUUGGCUGGUAUGAAAACUAUGAAUGAAGGGAGCCACCAGUCCCUCAGAGCCGCUGAUAAGCUGACAGACGGAAGCUACAGAAUUCACAAUGAUAACAGCAACCAGCAGACGUUCACCCGUUGAAAACCAGUCGCUGCCAGCUGCCAUCAUGUCAGCAGACAAGCACCCGGACCAUCCACGUUUUGUGAAUCCUCCGCCUCCUGAGGUGACCAACCCCAGCAGGCCAGGCCGAAUGACCAACCAGCUGAAGUACAUGCAGAAUGUAGUAAUUAAAUCCCUGUGGCGGCACCAAUUGGCCUGGCCCUUUCACCAGCCUGUUGAUGCAGUCAGUCUUGGACUUCCAGAUUAUCAUACGAUAAUAACCUCUCCCAUGGACUUGGGAACCAUCAAGAAACGGCUCGAGAACAACUACUAUUGGAGCGCGAGUGAAUGUAUGCAAGACUUCAACACCAUGUUCACCAACUGCUACAUCUAUAACAAGCCUACAGAUGACAUAGUGCUGAUGGCCCUCGCAGUGGAAAAAAUUUUCUUGCAAAAAGUUGCCCAGAUGCCCCAGAGGGAAGUGGAGAUUUCCCCUCAUGCUGCCAAAGGGAAAGGCCGAAGAAGUAGCACUCCAGGAAGUGGGACCACAUGUUCUUCAGCUACGACGCCCACACCUCAGCCAAGCCACAGCUACACGCCCUCCAGCAUAUCGUCAACGGCCAAAGACCAUUCACACAACGCCACAAAAAAGAAAGGGCGGAAGGUAGGCGGCACCUCUGAUCCUGAAACUGAACAGGGCAACCUGAGCGAACAGCUCAGGUAUUGCAACGAUAUCCUGACGGAAAUGCUGUCUAAGAAAUACGUGGCCUACGCCUGGCCCUUCUACAAGCCCGUCGACGUCGACGCUCUGGGGCUACACGAUUACCGCGAUAUCAUCAAAUACCCCAUGGAUCUCGGCACUGUUAAAAAAAAGUUGAAUGGAGGAGAGUACCAGGAUGCACAAGCCUUCGCUGCAGACGUUAGGCUAGUUUUUUCCAAUUGCUACAAAUACAACCCUCCAAAUCACUUUGUUGUCACGGGGGCCAGAAAACUCCAGGGUGUGUUCGAGACGAGGUUUGCAAAGAUGCCAGACGAGCCGGUGGAGUCGCUUUCACCAAUGAGUGCCGUGUCCCCGAAGAGUGCGGGUUUUGGCGGGAUAAGCGGCAGCGGCUCCUCCAACUUAGACAAAUCCAACUUGGCAGAGGAGCGUGCCACCCGACUUGCCGAGUUGCAAGAACAGGUGGGUGCAGAACAGCUUAAAGCUGUUCACGAGCAGCUCUCUGCACUCUCUGAAGUCCCUGUGAUUAAACCCAAGAAGGAACGAGAAAAGGACAAGAAAGAGGACAGCAGGCAACUUAAAGGCCGGAAAAAACCUAGCUCCAGGCAGUCGUGGAGGGUAAGCAAAGACUGGGACUCGGAUGACGAAAGUCUGCAGAUGACGUACAUCGAGAAGCACCAGCUGAGCCUGGACAUCAACCGGUUGUCUGGCAUGAAGCUGGGCCGCGUGGUGCAGAUCAUUCAGACGCGGGAGCCCUCGAUGCGGGACACCAGCCCCGACGAGAUCGAGAUCGACUUUGAGAUCCUGAAGCCGUCCACUCUGCGCGAGCUGGAGCAAUACGUCAAGUCGUGUCUGUAUAAGAAGUUCAAGAAAUUUCAAAAGAAAAGCAGUCAGCUUGUGUCUCAUCCCGUCAGCUGCAGCAGCUCUUCAGACUCGGCCAGCAGCACCUCCACUGACUCCAGUUCAGAAAACAGUGACUCGUGACAACUGGAAUGGUUUUAUUUCUUUCGUGACUGAACAAGAGUGGCUCUUCAAAAACAAAAUUUUUGUAUUUGUUAUAUGUUCAAAUAUUUGGAAAGGUGAAGUUCCCACACCGUGUUUGGUAUUCAGUGUGGCUUUUCUCACUUUCUUUAUAAAUCGCAAUAUCCGUCACGUGUUUUUUUUUUUUUCUCUCUCUCUCUCUUAUCAGACACUAAAAAUUCACAACAUUGCUAGAUGGCAUGCUGCUGGGGCUGGGGCACAUUUCAUAACAUCAGAGUUUCAACCAAUA
Molecule: messenger RNA, 2400 nt
Organism: Sander lucioperca (pikeperch)
Lineage: Eukaryota; Metazoa; Chordata; Actinopteri; Perciformes; Percidae
Product: bromodomain-containing protein 3-like
Exons: 11
Coding region: 420-2114 (564 amino acids)
Biological process (GO): chromatin remodeling; regulation of DNA-templated transcription
Cellular component (GO): nucleus; chromatin
Source: RefSeq, a predicted model, not a curated record